AGAAGAGGAAAAGCAGUAGUGGGAGCGUAAAGAUGGUUGCCACUGUAACUAAGCCAAGUCAGGACCGAAUGGGAAGCAUCGGGUUUUUAUAUCCAAUGUUUUAUUUCAAAAGCGUCCGUGAAUUAACAUGUUUGUUUGUUACCGUUUGUAUUUUGAUGAGCCAGUCGUUGGCAGACGACCAGGACUUUUUGGAGGAGUUUCUGAAGCGGGAAUAUUCUCUGGCAAAGCCAUACCGUGGGUUGGGCUUCUCUAGUUCUUCACAGUGGGAUCUGAUGGGCACUGCCAUGGUUACACCUGACCAUGUUAGGCUGACCCCAGACCUGCAGAGCAGACAGGGAGCAGUGUGGAGUCGAAUUCCUUUCUUCUUGCGUGAUUGGGAGCUUAAGGUUCACUUUAAAAUCCACGGUCAGGGAAAGAAGAAUUUAAACGGGGAUGGACUGGCCAUCUGGUUAACCAGAGAUCGCAUGCAGAAUGGUCCUGUGUUUGGCAACAUGAACCAGUUCAUUGGACUUGGAAUAUUUGUGGACACUUACCCCAAUGCUGACAAGACCCAUGAUAAGACGCAGCCUGGAGCUCAGAGGACUUUCCCUUAUAUAUCUGUAAUGCUGGGGAAUGGGACUCUGUCAUAUAACCAUGAUCAUGAUGGACGGACCACUGAACUUGGGGGGUGCACUGCUAUGGCGCGCAACGCAAUCUACGACACCUUCCUCCUCGUCAGACUCUCCAAAAACAGACUCACGCUCGUGGUGGAUGUGGAUGGUAAGCAGGAAUGGAAACACUGUGCUGACGUCACAGGAGUGCGGCUACCUCCAGGCUACUUCUUUGGUGCCUCCUCUGCCACUGGAGACUUAUCAGAUAACCAUGACAUAAUCUCCAUGAAGCUGUACCAGCUGACGGUAGAGAGGACUCCUGAGGAGGAGGAAGAGGAAGAAAUCACCGUACCCAGAGUUGACAACAUGGAACAGUUCCGAGUGGAAGUCGAGGAGGAAGGGAUGAGCGGAGUCCAGUUCUUUUUCACCCUCCUUUUCUCCAUCCUGGGCCUAGGUGUGCUGGCAGUGGUGGGACUGAUGGUUUACGGGCGCUGGAAGGAAAACAGACGUAAACGUUUCUAUUGAUAAGAGA
This is a messenger RNA of Seriola aureovittata, 1122 nucleotides long. It is a transcript of the gene lman2lb, whose product is annotated as lectin, mannose-binding 2-like b. The transcript has 9 exons. Gene Ontology annotation, biological process: endoplasmic reticulum to Golgi vesicle-mediated transport; endoplasmic reticulum organization; Golgi organization. The record is from RefSeq and is a predicted model, not a curated record. The coding region runs from base 33 to 1115 and encodes 360 amino acids. Gene Ontology annotation, cellular component: endoplasmic reticulum-Golgi intermediate compartment; endoplasmic reticulum membrane; Golgi membrane. Lineage: Eukaryota; Metazoa; Chordata; Actinopteri; Carangiformes; Carangidae. Gene Ontology annotation, molecular function: D-mannose binding.